AAUGCAGACAUCAGAGCGUGAGGGGAGUGGGCCGGAGGUGAGCCCCAGCAUGAUGCUUGAGGCUCCCCUAGAGUCUCCACCUGCCCCUACCAAGUCUCCGGCAUUUGAUCUUUUCAACCUGGUUCUGUCCUACAAGAGACUAGAGAUCUACCUGGAACCCCUGAAGGAUGCAGGUGAUGGAGUCCGAUACUUGCUCAGGUGGCAGAUGCCUGUGUGUUCCUUGCUGACCUGCCUGGGCCUCAACAUCAUGUUGCUCACUUUGAAUGAGGGUGCGUGGUACUCCAUGGGUGUCCUGCUGAUUUCUGUGCCCGCCUUGCUGGGCUAUCUUCAGGAGGUAUGCAAGGCUCGGCUGCCAGAGUCUGAGCUGAUGCGGAGGAAGUAUCACAGCGUGAGGCAGGAGGACCUGCAGAGAGUGCGCCUGUCUCGCCCUGAGGCGGUGGCCGAGGUGAAGAGCUUCCUGAUCCAGCUGGAGGCCUUCCUGAGCCGCCUGUGCUGCACCUGUGAAGCUGCGUACCGCGUGCUGCACUGGGAGAACCCGGUCGUGUCCUCACAGUUUUACGGGGCUCUUCUGGGCACAGUUUGCAUGCUGUACCUGCUACCACUGUGCUGGGUCCUUGCCCUUUUAAACAGCACACUCUUUCUGGGCAAUGUGGAUUUCUUCCGAGUGGUGUCUGAGUACAGGGCAUCUCUGCAGCGGCGGAUGAACCCUAAGCAGGAAGAGAGCACCUUGGAGAGCCUGCCACCAGAUGCUGUCGGGAGGGUUGCUCUGCCGGACAGCACGCCUGCACCCACUCCCACGGAGGAUCUCACGCCAGGCAGUGUGGAGGAGGCCGAGGAGGCUGAGCCAGAUGAGGAGUUUAAAGACGCGAUUGAGGUCCCAGGGCCCUGCCAAGAGGUGGGCAGGACUGGAAGGAGCUGUUCCCCACAGGAGGAUGAUGAGGGCGCCCCAUGUCCGGCAGAGGACGAGCUGGCCCUGCAGGACAACGGGUUCCUGAGCAAAAACGAGGUGCUGCGCAGCAAGGUGUCACGGCUCACAGAGCGGCUCCGCAAGCGUUACCCUGCUAACAACUUUGAGAUAAAGCAGCUGUCCAGAAAAGCACAUCUUCCCUGAUUAUCUUCUAAUUGGAAUGUCUCCUUUUUUAAAAGCAUUAAGCAGUAUUUAUGAUCUAUGAAAUGUGUGGAGUAUGAUAUAAUGAACACCCCAGAAUCCAGUACCUGGCUGAAAAAAUAAAACACUGGUAACAGAGUUGCCGCCUCCUCGUGCACCCUUCACCCAGUCGCUUGCCCCCUUUCCCCACUGGGGGUCCACCACCCACCACCAGUUGCUGCUGAGUCGAUUCCGACUCGUAGCGGCCCAGUGUGUGCCCGAAUAGAACUGUGCCCGCAGGCGAUCCUUGUGUUUACGAUGGUCAGUGACUUCUGUGGAGUGCCCUGUGUGUGCGGUGUGCCAUCACAUACACGGUCCCAUCUAACCCAGUGGUGGAACUGACGGGGAGCAGCUCCCAUGGACUUAGAAGCAGUCAGGUUCCAGAAGUCCCAGAUGACACCACACAAGAAUUCAUACUCUUGCUCUGGCAAAUGAUGUGUUUAUAUCUGGGAAUUUUAGGUAAAGGGGUGUAGAUGUUCUUGUUUUAGAGAUUAGUAACUUGAGGUGAGAAGAGUGACUUGCCCAAAGUGUUUAACCAGUGGAUGGUAGAGCCGUGACUUAGAACUGGGCCAUCUGAUUCGGCUGCCAUGUUCUUCUAACUCCUCAUUGUCAUCCUUCGUUUUCCUUUGUCCUGGUGUCUGAUAGUCCCCUGGUUUAAGAUGUGUCCUGUUUUUGAUUUGGUUUUGGGUAAGAUAGUCCCUGCCAGGAUGUGCAAAGGCCUCUUGGGUUCCCCUGAGGAUGGCAAGGGCAGGAAAUGCUGCUUUUCCUGGGCCCUUCACUUCUCAUCCUUUAGGACGGCUCGCCUUCCCUUCCCUAUGAUGUUCUUUGCUGUCAGAGGAGCUGUUUGCUCCUGGGUCUGGCUCUGGCAGGCCAGGGUGAGGUGAGCCACUUUGGAAGCCAUUCCAUUCUGUCUGUCAGUGCAUGGGGGGGGGGGGGCACAUAGGCGGGACAAGGACAGGCUGCUGCUUCUCUGGCUUCUGAGGGGAGGGCCCUGGUGGGAGGGUUUCCCCUCUGUCCUGGAAGCUCUGUGACCAUUGUCCGGGCAGGCCCUUGGGGUCCUGGGCUCCCCCCUGCCCCCUCUGCUCCUUGCCAUCAUCACAUGGGAGUUAGGGUGGGUGAGUCAGGACCUUUGUUGGGAAUGGGAACAGAGAAGUUGGCAGAUGUUGGAAGGGAGCAGAGUACUCUUCCACAUGUCUGUCUGGGGUCACUCUCAGGGAGGGCCCUGCCUGGCCCCGGGCCUGUGCAUGGUACAUGGCUCUUUCACUGGACUGUGUGGCUGCCCUUGGGGUACUUGGCCCUGCUAUUCCAUUUGGUUGUGAGGAUUCCCUGGAGACAUGCUAGAGUGACCAGUCAUUGAGCACCUCCUUGCCCAAGCCCUAGCCCCUCGCUGCCCAUUGGAGAGGCAGAGGCGGUUGCCGUUGCCCAGUUCUUAGUGUUGGGGACAGAGACUCGGAGCAACCUGUUUUCUGGUUUGGCACCACCAGCAGGCAUCUGCUAUGCUUGUCUCUCUUCUGUCCUCCGACGGGCCACUAGCUGAACAGUAGCUACGGGAUUUACCUUAAGCACCUUGGCCUCAGGUCUCCCCUUGUUCUCUAGCUAGGGCCCUCCCAGGCAGUGUCCUUGAGUAAGAGCUGCAGGAGGUUCUGGCUGUGGAGGAAGGGACCACGUAUAAAUGUCAGUAUAGCUUUGGGGCCUUUGUGUGGAGGUGAGGCCUGGCGGCCCACUGGUGCUUUGUACUUGGCCAGACAGUGAUCCAGGAAGCAGCAGUAGUACUCCCUGAGGCUGACAGUUGCUUUGGCUGGACCGCAGGAGGCCUUUGGACCCCAAGUUCCAGAACUCUCCAGUAGUCUUAUCCCUCUCAAGCCUUGGCAGGGCUUUUGGGGAGCAUGGACUCCCUUCCUUUUCUCCCCUGGCUCAUGGAUGUUGCCGCGCUAAAACAUAGUUAAUAUUCCUGGAGGUAGUGUUUGGAACUUCUUUGUUCUCCCUUACCUCUGGGUUUGCUUCUUGAGCUUGCUGAAGUCAUAGGGCCCAGUUUGGCCUUUUUUUCCCUCCUGGGGUCUUAGUUUGCCUCCACUCACCUUCAUGUGUCUGGUGAUGACACCUGUCAUCAGGCUUGUCUUUGCAGUCCACCUUUUCUUCAUGUGGGUCUGAAAGUGCGGUGGUGAACAGUUUCCGUUAGGCCUAGUUGCCUUGAUAUAGUCUUGAUUGGUCUCUUUCCUCAACCUUCAUGUCUUGUUACACCCCCUGCCUCCUUCCAACUGCUUUUUAAACUGCCAUUGACGCCUUUACCAGCCACCUUGUCAUCGCUGGUUGUUGAGGCAGGCCCUCUCCCUCCCACGCUUUCACCCCAUCCGCCCCACAGCUCUCAGUGCCUGGGUCUGCCCUGCACACACAUCCCUCCACACUGCCCUAGCUCAGAUGGGUCUUCUUGAAAGGUGCCUGGUUCUGAGGGUCUCUCCUGGAAUCUUUAGACCACAGAAAACAAGGGUCUAUGUUUUGAGGAGGCAUUUCUUUCCUUACCCUCUGGGCAGAGUGUUGGUAAGGAGGCACUGGAGGAGGUCACGACAGGCAGGUUUCAUUUAAGGCGCUUGGAGCCGACUUUUCUGUGGAUGCCUGGUCGUUCCAGGCAAGGUCAGCUGUCCGCCAGCUUAGCUUGCACUCUGGAGAGUAGAUUCUGUUGGCUGCUCUUGGAUCUCUGCUGAGCUUGCAGGGGGGACCUCUCAGCUCAGGGGUUUUGCGGGAAGGAGGAACUUUGUAUAUCUGGAGAUAGUGAUUCCCAUGGCUGUCAGUCUUGCCUUCUUAGUUUGAAUUCCUCGUUCUGGCUCUGAAUCUGGACUCUGCUCACUUGCUCACUGCUCCCAGCCAAGAAGUCUGGGCUGGGCUGGUGUCCCGAGUGCCACCCUUUAGAAGAGCUAGGCAGGCGAUGCAAGGUGUGAGCUGGGUCAAGGCUGAGCUGCUGUCUGUU
This is a messenger RNA of Loxodonta africana (African savanna elephant), 4112 nucleotides long. It is a transcript of the gene ZFYVE27, whose product is annotated as zinc finger FYVE-type containing 27. Gene Ontology annotation, molecular function: metal ion binding. Gene Ontology annotation, biological process: neurotrophin TRK receptor signaling pathway; neuron projection development; endoplasmic reticulum tubular network formation. The transcript is spliced from 9 exons. Gene Ontology annotation, cellular component: growth cone membrane; endoplasmic reticulum tubular network. Bases 2 to 1111 code for a protein of 369 amino acids. Lineage: Eukaryota; Metazoa; Chordata; Mammalia; Proboscidea; Elephantidae. The record is from RefSeq and is a predicted model, not a curated record.